UCGGCUCUUUCCGCCGCGCUGGGCUCCCGCCUUCUGCCCGCGCGCUGCCCGGCCGCUCAGCCGUGCCCAUGUCGGACCUGCGGGCCGCCGCCGCCACCGGGUCCCGCUACGAGCCCCCGACAGCCGGGGCGUCGAGUGGCACCGCUCCUCCGGACCCUGCAGAAAAUGAAGACUCGGCCCAAAAUGCAGAGCCUGCAGAUCAGCUGGUUGAUUCUUUGGAGUCCAGUACUUCGCAGAGCAGGUUGCAGAUCAGGUCACUCGUGAAUGCAGGUGUGACAGAAGAUUCAAAGGAAAAAGCUGGCACUUUGGAGGGCCAGGAAGUGGGUGAACUAGAAGAGAAGCUUCCUGACCAAAUCCAGUCCCUCAAAGAGGAAGCUGCUGUUCGGAUAGGCAGCUACCAUGUACCUCAAGGAGUAGGGGAUAUAGUCAUGAUUCAGUCGGAUCACACUGGUGCUGUGGAUAUCCUUUCUGCUGAGCUGGAGACUGCAGACCUCCUUGGGGAGCAAAGGAAAGCUCAGCCUCCCCCUCUGGCUCCACCCACCAUGUGGACCACUGAGAAGACAAAGGAAUUCAAAGCCAAGAUAGGAAAGGAGAAGAAUGGCCGGAUGGUGGUGAAGAGAGGAGAGGUGGUGACAGUCCGUGUGCCAACACAUCCUCAUGGGAAGUGCAUUUGCUGGGAGUUUGCUACAGAUGACUAUGACAUUGGGUUUGGAGUCUAUUUUGACUGGACCACAGUUACUAGCACUGCCAUUACUGUUCAAGUCAGCGAGUCCAGUGAUGAGGAGGAUGAAGAGGAGGAGGAGGAAAUUGAAGGACUCGCCCCUGUUGGUGAUGUGGAAAGGGGCUCUAAAAGCUACCUGCGGAACCGCUACGGAGAGAUCAUGCCUGUGUAUCGCAGGAACAGCCACCGGGAGGUGCAGGCAGGCAGCCACCAGUACCCAGGCGAAGGCAUUUACCUGCUUAAGUUUGAUAACUCCUACUCUCUCCUCCGCAAUAAGACUCUGUUCUUUCAUGUCUACUACACGAGCUGAAGGAAGGGGAAGGGGCAGGGACGGCAGACAGGUAAUGGUGAGUGUGGCAGGCUGCCACCCAGCCCUGGUAUCACCUGAUGGGCACUGCUGUGUGACAGAACAAAGGCACAAUUCUGCCGGCUUCUCUUCAGACACUAACUGGUUUCUCCCCACGCCCUUCUUCCCUGCGGUCCCAGUGGAGAAAGAUGUGACUGCCUGGUUGUCCACAAGCAGCUGCACUUUCUGUAAAACUUUGGAAGGUCUGCUCUGUGCAGGCAUCAGGCUGGGCUUUCACAUCACAUCUGGUGAAUGUGCAGAGGCCAGGUUCAGGUGUUUGUUGCUUCCAUCUGUUGCGCUGGUACGAAAUGAAGUGAAAAUACUGAUCCAUUACAAUUUUGUGAAGAACUUUUCCGACUGUCCUGCUGCAUCUGAAUCACUAGAGGGCAGCAAUGAGCAAAAAGCACAGCUGGCUUGUCACCGAGCCACUGGUAAUCUCUUUGACUACUACCAAUAUGUGUCCCCAGCCAGUGCUUACUUCACUCUGCAGGAGGGGCUGCAGCUCACCAUGCAGUGGCCAGGCAGUUGGGCUCCUUAAAGUAGUCAUGGCAUGUGCUUGAACAUGGGUUUGGGGCAGAGCACACACCCAAUGGUCUACAAGGUUUUCCUACCAGUUAGGAAUUGGAUGUUGUACCUGUUGAUUGUAGGGAUACGUAGAUGAUUGACACUUAAGUGACCACCAAAUAUUUUUUCUGUAAUCCAGAUGUGAAGCAGAGGAAAUUACUUAAUACUGUGCUGGAUAAACACAGAAAAGUUGGACUACUACCACUACCUAUACAGGAAAUAUUUCUUAGUAGCAGCAUGUUGGAUCACUGGUAUUGUUGCCAGCUGGAUAAUGCCAUAUGUAGCAAGGAAAAGGCUCCCCAGAAAAGUGUAGCUUGUUGGCUGCUAUUACUUUUGCAAAGGUAUUGUUAGAAAACAUCUCUGCUGAGAAACUUGGAAGGUUUGGGAUUUAACCAACCCUUCAUGUGAACCAGAAUCAGCAAGGCCAUUGCUAACCCUGACCACAUGGUAAGGGAUUGAUUUCCUUGGCAUGUUUUGAUGGCAUUAGUGAUCAUCUUCUGCUUAAGUACUGGCAGAGUUGAGAAAGGAUUAAAUUAAUCCUUCAGAGAUGAAUUUUAAAUCAUGAUUAUCUGUAAUUGUUUUUUAUUUUAAUACUUGAAAUCAUUCUCUUUUCUAAAAAUACUGCUGUAUUUACAUCUUGAUACCUCUCUGCAGAGACACAAAGUGAUUGCAUUGUGAUUCUAGAAGAGUUCUGAGUUUUAUUUUUAAAUUCUCCAGGUAAAGCAUUCUUGGUCCAUUCCUUCUAUUGAGAGGGAAUCAUGGACAAAAUUACUUUGGGGUAGUUAAAGCCAAAGAUUUCACUCAUGUAGGAGGGCCACAUAUUUCCUGUUAAGACUGUAUUGUAAUGCUGUGCAAUUUGCUCUGGAUUCAAGCUCUUCUUUUAACUAUCUCUGCUUAUUCACUGCCCCAGAGCAGUGACUUAGUAGGUAGGUAGAGGAGAGAUUAGUCAGUCGUCAGUAGAGCAGCCCAAACUGGGAGCAGGAGGAGUGGAAAUGAAAAGAAUGCUGGUUGGAGUGCAGCGGCUUUCUGGGUGAGCAGGCAGGGAACAGAGCUGCUGCUGCUUUGGGUCCUGAGAUGGGGAGAAAAUAGCUGCCCUUCUCAAAAGGUAGACAGUGGCAGCACACCUAGGCAGGGGGUACCUGUACAGCUGCCUUAUUCAAACAGGACAGCCUUCCAGGGAGACCUAACAGUAGGGCUUAUUAUCUGUCAGAGUAAGGUGCUCUUUCAUUUAGCACCUUUGGGAGGACUGUUACUUACUUUAAGCCAAUCUUGGGGAAGAUGAAGGACUACCCUGUCGUAUUUUUCCCCCCUCAUCCUUUUUCUGUCAGGUUCCUAGACAUUGAACAGAAGAAGACAGAAAAGACCCUUCAGUGUGACCACAACAUCAGCACUGACCCAUUCAAUGUCUGCCUUUGCUGUGAGAUCUGCAGAACCCUGCAUGUACUUGCUUGUUAAUGUCUGAUGCACUGUCUGGCACUCACUCCGCUUUCUAAUUAGGAUUUAUUUACCAUGAAGAGAUCUCUGACCUGUACACAUAUUAGGUAUUUCAGAAUUAUUGAUCCUCAGUUGCAGGGCUUAUUGCGGGCUAGUGGGUCAUCUCCACAAAAAACUGUUUCCCUUUUACCAUGGCCUCCCUGUUGCUAAGUCACACCUAUUUACCCCCUCCUGUCUGUUGCUUAUACCAAGGUUCAAAAUAUAUUUUGUUACAAGAAGUUAACAAGGCCUGCCUCACAAGCAGUUUGGAUCGCUCACUGUCAAAAAUAGUAUGUGCCAGAUUUCAAACCAUUAGUUAGUGGUUUUAGUUAAGAUAAGUUGCACUGUAGAUGUUAACCCGAUUGCUCAGUUCUAGCUUUCUGAAGCAUGAACCAGCCUGUAAUAAGGCUUAGGUUAUUUGUUUGGAACUGUGCCCAUCUCCUGGUCACAUUAACGUAAGCCCAACAGCAGCACUGAAUAUCAUUUGUCAUCCCAGUCAGCAUGUGCCCAGUCUGCAAAUGCAGUGUGCCCUUAGAUAAACCUGCUGCAGUGGAACCAAAAAUGUUUGGUGUGUGUUAUUUCACUACUUAAGUUUCCCAGAAGUAACUAGUAUCUCUUAUGAACACAGCAUAGUUUUAGUCACAGAAUAUUUCAUCUGCAGGAAACAGAAGCUUCACAGUUGUAGAGGAUAAUUCCUGGUUUUGUUUGUUUUUGUGGUUUUAAAAAUUUCAUUACAUGAGUAUGUUGUUUCUCAGGUAUUUAGGUAACGUUCAUUAUCCAAGUGACAACUUUUCUUUGGAAGGGUAUUUAGUCUUUAUUCUUUUUCUGAUAAAUCCAAGAACUUGACUGUGUGGUUAAUGAUUAACAGCAGACAUUCCCAUUGAAAACUGAACCCAUAGUUGGUAAGCAGUAAGCUUAUUUCUCAUGAAUCUUUUUUUUCAGUUUGGUGUUUCUUAUAGAUUUGUAGCCAAUCCCACCAUCUGGCUGAGGCAGUGGUAGAACCCCUUAUUAUUUUAAUUGGAGACCUUAAGAACCAAACCUUGGGUCUAGAAAGAAAAAAUAAUUAAAAAGCUGCACUUCAGAGAGGGAAACUAAUCUUCAAGAAAGGAAAAUUCUUUGUUUCUGAAGGAAGAUUUUGGAUAGGCUUUUAAAAUGUGUUCCUUCUUCCUGUAAAUCCUGUCAAGAAAUUAAAAAAGCUAAAUCGAGGAAGAAGCUUCUUUUGUGUUUUGGGUUUGCUUUUGUCCUGGUUUGGGCCAGGAUAGAACUAAUUUUCUGUCUUGUAAUUUUGCUUUCACCUAAGUCUCAUAAGUAGCUGUACUAGCUGAAAUCAACAGCAAGUUUCUCACUCAGUGUCUGCUUCUAGGACUGGUAACGCACAAUGUUUAUAGUUAUGGCUAGAGAAUGGUGUGCAGAACCAAGGCCACUGCUCGGUUCUGAGGAACAUCUUAGGCUUUGUAAAGAGAACGGGAGUAAAAAGGUCACACCUGCAACCCUCCUUUAGGGAGGAGCAGACAAGACCAGUGACCAAAAUUGACCAAACAGAGCACUCCAUCCCAUAUUUGUCAUACUCUGUAGAAGUUUGAGGGCCCUUCAGCCCUUCUUUGCCUCCUACCUGUCUGCUUCAGCAUCCUGGGAAGAUUCCACCUGUUUGCCUGUGGUCCCGAUCUGUGCCAGCCUGAAUCUGUGUGUUCCUGCCUCCAGCUCCCAACUGCUGCUGGCUCCAGGAGUCCAGCCUGGACUUUCCCAGGGAUGCCCUGCAGCCUCGGUGGUGAUGGGAGCACUACUGGGUGGAAAGGAGUACGGUAUUGUUUUUUUGUAUAUCUGUAUGUAUUUAAUUAUUUUUACUUUUUAUCAUUACUGUUUCAUUAAAGCUGUGUAGUUUGGUUUCCAGACUGUCUCUCCCUUAUUCUCUCUCCUUUCUUUAUAAGAGAGGGGAGGGGAAUUAAUAGAGAGCAUCUGUCAUUUGGUUAGUUGCUGGCCCAGUGUUAACCCAUGAUAGCUUUUUUGAAAGCACAAAAGUGUUUUCCAUUUUACUUUGGAUAUAAUUUAGGUCAAGAAAUAAGAUCUACAUAUUCAGAGAUACCAGAUAGUUCUGUAGUGCAGGAUUUCUAUACAUAUUAGCUUGUAUAAUUGUUUAUUUAUAAUAAUGGUAUCAAUCUCUUGGGCUUCUUUUAUUUAAAAGAUUGUUUUAUCUCUUUUUUUUUUUCUUUUCCAUAGAAUCAUUGCCAAGUCCGCUACUAAACCAUGUCUCUAUUACCAUGUCUAUAUGUCUUUAAAAUACCUUCAGGGAUGGUGACACCCACUUCCUGGGCAGCCUUGUUCCAGUGCCUGACAGCCCUUUCAGUAAUGAUUUUUUUUUUCCUAAUAUUAAACCUGAACUUCCUCUGGCACAUCUUGAGGCCAUUUCUACCACUUGUUACUAGGGAGAAGAGACCAAUACCCAUAUCACUACAAUCUCCUUUCAGGAAGUUGGAGAGAGCAAGGUCUCCCCUCAGUCUCCUUUUCUCCAGAUUAAACUCAGCUGCUCCUCAUAAGACAUUUUCUAGACCCUUCACCAGCUUUGUUGCUCUUCUUUGGACACACUCCAGCAUCUUGAUGUCUUCGUUGUAGUGAGGGACCCAAAACUGAACACAGCAUUAGAUUUGCAGCCUUGCCAGAGCCCUUUAGGUGUAACGUAGCAGCAGGAACUGAGUUAAAAUUGCUUAAAUCAGGGACCAGUUGUACUUACUGAAUUUACUCAAACUCUUUGGAGGGCUGUAAUAGGAAUCCUUGAGAUUGGUGUGAGCAGAGGCUACUUGCAAAUGGUUUAAUGCUUGAGACUCGUGUGAUAGUUACAUAGGUUAUUAUUGGUAAUGAGCUGUUUACAUGAACAGGUAAGAUGAAAACACGUAAGACAAAGAGUUUAGCUGUCUGACUUCAGGUACUAAGAAGAAAGUUGCAAUGUGGCUGAGUCUAAAACACAGCCGCAUCUUUCUUUUUGGCUCUACCGUGUGUGCUUGUCUUCUUCUAAUUGUGUCUGCAUGUAAUCUUCAUUGUUGGCCUGCAGUGGGUUAAUUAUUGUGGUUCUGGACCUGGUGAGGUGGGUUAGAGGUGAAUCUUGUUACAUGUCUAGUUGCUGAAAGACUUACCCAUUCCUGUGAGGAACUAGGGUAGAGAAUGGCUCCUGAAAUGAGCUCACUUUUAUCCCUGCUACUUAUAACCCUACCUUCUGUCUGACUACCCCUAUUAAAGCCACUCUAUACAGAGGAUUUAUCACCUUAGGUGCCUUAGGAACAAGGAGAAUGUCUGAAAUAAAAGCCACAGAUGUCAUUACUCCAAGGGUUUUCUUCUUGUUUCUCUGCUCAUUUGAGCAGGGGGAGGCACUUCCUAUGGUCAGGCAAGGAAAGCCUCCAGGCUCUCCUGGAGAUUGAACUGCCUUGUUACUGUAAGAUGAGUAGUAGAAUGGUGUUUGAAAUUCCUGGUGUCGUUUUUUGCCUUUUAAAAUCAUAUGCUGCUGUCAGAUGUUGAGGAACACCAGGCUACUACUCAUUUUGAUACGCUGAUGCCUAACUUGAGGACCAGAGGAGCACUAGAUAGAUAGAGGGGAGCAUUCCUUGUGGCCAUUCAUCUUUGUCUUUGAAAAGUGUCUGAAACCAGCUUAUGUGUGUUGAGGCUGAGUAAGACACCAAAACAACAAAAUUAUUUCUGAUCUACAAGUGUGAAAGAAAAGUGUUUUUCCUUUUCUCCUAUCUGGGAAAAUGAAAAAAUGAAAAAGAAUGAAAGAAAAGGAAGAAAAAAAGAAUGAAAAACUGGGAGCUGAUAGUGCUAAAUACAUUGCCUAAUUAGACUGUAAAAGAAGCUAUGAGCUGAAGAGGAGUCAGAGUGCUAAAUCAUUUAUUUAGAUAAGUUGAUUUGCAGUAAAUACCAACUAAAUAAAGUUUUAGAAGGUACGUAGAACUGCAGAGUUCAAAUAUGUCUUGCUAUAAGGAGAAUUUUCUUAUUCCAUAUUUGCCUCUGUGAAUUCCUGAAACACCGGUACUGUUGCAACUGAAAACACACCAUGAUGCUGGGUGGAUGGUGGGUCUGAUUCCCCUCAACUUCACCACAUUCCAUUCUGGAUUUUACAUGGAGCUUUUUAGAAGAAAUGUACCCUUUAUCAGGCAGAAAGUGAGGAAGAAUUUUGUGAUCUGUCAGUGAAGUUUAUCUGGUUUAAGCCCAUCUGGACUGGUGAGUCCAAGUUCCUUGGGCAAGAGGCUGGAUGCCAGCCUUUAAGUGCAGAGCUAUGGAGGCUUUGCUCAGUCAAGACCUUGGAGUUUAGGAGCUGUUUGAAAAUUAUAAAUAGCUGGAAAUAAGUUUCCCUGCAACCUCCAGGGUGCCUUGGUGACUCUCUGCUCUUCUCCAAGGGAAGCAGUGUGCUUUCAACUCGCUGCUCCAAGCUGAUAGCAAAGCCUUUCCAUGGGGAGCAUUUUGUAGCUGGUCACACCCUUUUCAGACCUAUAUUCUUGUGACCUGUGGUGGUCGUCUGUCAGUCCUAAUUGACAUGAUGUGAAUAUUUUUUGAUGUCCUGUGAUUUCAAACCUGAGUUCUCAACACCAACUGUUGACUUUUUGUGUCCUCCCAAGGUACAAGUUUUAAAUGGAAGAGAGGAUAUUUUAACAGAGUGUAGCACUGAACCUCUUGCUGAAGGGCACAUAUGAAGACUAUAUUUAUAGUAUACUUGCACUCCUAUGCUUGGUUUAUAUUGUUUAUAUUUGUGUUGUGGCUGAUUUGUAAUAGUAUAUUGGAACUUAUUACCUUUAAAUAAAUU
This is a messenger RNA of Calypte anna (Anna's hummingbird), 7890 nucleotides long. It is a transcript of the gene TMED8, whose product is annotated as transmembrane p24 trafficking protein family member 8. The record is from RefSeq and is a predicted model, not a curated record. The transcript has 6 exons. Bases 69 to 1031 code for a protein of 320 amino acids. Lineage: Eukaryota; Metazoa; Chordata; Aves; Apodiformes; Trochilidae.